Molecule: messenger RNA, 1029 nt
Organism: Exophiala oligosperma
Lineage: Eukaryota; Fungi; Ascomycota; Eurotiomycetes; Chaetothyriales; Herpotrichiellaceae
Exons: 2
Coding region: 1-1029 (342 amino acids)
Source: RefSeq, a predicted model, not a curated record
AUGUCUAGCCGCUGGUAUACAAUGCACAUGGCCAGAGCAAAGAAAACGGUCUGUCCUGCCUCCAGUUUUCAUCCCCUUUGCGCAGCUGGACCGGCAAAAGGAUACAUAGAAGGCCUCGAACAUCGCCUCCACGAAGCCGAGUCACUUCUCCUCUCGCUCCUCCCCCUCGUCACCACAGAGCAAUUAAACUGUGCGACCGACUCAUUAAACGCAACCUCAUCAGCGGCCCACAUCCUCAACGUGCAAACGCGGGACUCACAAUCACCAGGGCCGCGCAACGUCAGAAGUAGUCCACCUGUGCUGAAUAAGAAAACCGGUAUAGAGUACUGGGACUCGUUCCCACUGGACACCGUCGACAACAUCCGAAAAUGGCAAGAUGAUUGUGCCAUACACUCAGGCACGGGUCAAAGCCAAGCCUCUUUCAGAAAUUCCAUUUCUGGUGACGACUCGGUCUCCCGUGAAAUGAUACAGAAUACUUUUCAUUCCGCACACAAUUCUCGUCCGGGUUCGGUCGACUUGUCGGCUCCGCCACCAUCACAUUCUCGAGCGCAAUCCGGGGCACUACCGUCGAUGAGUACGGACUCGUACCGCAGCGGGACAAGCACACCGGUUCAUGUACCACCUCGACACGCUCACUCACAAUCUACAAUUCUUUCGUCCAAUAUUGUACGGCAAAUACCGACCGCAUCUCAGCAGCAGCAGCAACAACAACAACAACAGCAACCUCGACAACAAAAUUGGAACUCGAUGUCUCUUUUCUCUUCUCUCUCUUCACCGAGUGGGGCCACGACGACCACCAACACGCCAAACUCGAACGUCAACAAUGUCGACCUGAGUAACGAGGCACUGUUGCUCCAGAGUUUCGCCGAUUCCACGUGGGCUCAAUCGCAGUCGUUGAACAACAACGGCAUGGGCAACAUGACUGCCGGGUUGGGCACGACCAAUAACAACAUGAUCAUGGAAAGUGGACCGAUGGAAGUCGACACGGGCUUCUUUGGCAACGACGUUCAAAGAAGUUUAUUUUGGUGA